AUGUAUUUCGCGCUGAACUCGCCAAUAACUGAUCCAUUCGAAAACGAGCUUAUGCUUUCUUCACUUGCCGUUACCUUCGUAAACCUUGUAAUAGGAGCCGUCAGCAGAAUCGCGGAUGAUGGUUUUUCGUCAUCAGUCGACCCAAUCUUGGAUAACUUGUUGUUCAAUGGCUUGGUCAUUGUUGCCAACUCCUUGGUCAUUGGACUACUUGUCGGUAAGUAAGGAUAAUACAAAGUAUUUGUCUAUCAAAACAUCCUGCUACAUGUUACAGGCUUAACCCGUGCUAAAUACCUCCAUGAAAUUCCAUGGAAUUCCGUGCAACUCUAUGAAGUUCCGUGGAUCUCCAUGGGGUUCUCCAUGAAUCUCCAUGGAAUUCCAUGGAAUAUCAAUGGAGUGUCCUUUGAGUUCCAUAGAAUUCCAUGCGGUUUGUAUGGGAAUCCAUAGAAAUUCAUUAAUAAAGCAACUAAUUAACUGGUUAACUGCAUGUUUAAGUCUAAACUUUUUAUUGGACAGAAAAAUAGAAAACAAGGCAGGUUUUUAAAAGCAAAAUGAUGCCUAAGUUUAAAUUAUCCAAACAUUGUCACUUGUUCUUGUUCACCGUUCAUGCUGAAACUGAGCGUAAUAAAUGUUUUUGCGGGCGACAAGAGGAGCCCGCAAUCCUAGUCUCCAGGUUGUUAUUACGUAUGAGCCGCUUGUAAGUAGCCAGCAUUCGUUUGGACGUCCGCUAAGAACGAAUGGAAUGCACAAAACGCAAUUUGAUCACGUGCGUUUCGACCUUCUACCCCUCGUAAUCUGAUCACGCGUGUUUUGACCAUCUGUCACGUGAAACUUACGCAAAGCACAGCAUUGAAGCAAAAGCGUUUGGACCUCCGAUCGUUGUCUCCUGCACUCCCUAACCUUUGGUUAUUACUAGUUCCUAACUAUUAAGGAAAAAAAGGUUUUUGUGUGCUUAAUAAAAAAUGAUCCUGUGUAAAUAAUAAAAUACAUUCAAGUAUACAAAAUUGUUUCUAGUGAGAGUGUCUGCCAACAAUCUAGCAAAAUCAGUGUUGCAUUCAUAGAGAGGAUCUAUUUUUUUAUAACAACAUGCAGCCGCUUCAAUAUGAUAAAUAACUAUGAGUGAUCCCACGAGGCACGAAGCUGUCGAUGUACAAAGUGUCUUGAGGUUGAGAGUUGAGACUCCAGUCCAACCUGAAUGAUGACCGAGAGCACCCUGCAUCUGCUUUGCAUGGAGUUAUUCGAGCUACAUUUUUAGUCACAUCUGUGAAUAUGUGCGCCUAUUUUCAAAGGCUCCCUCACUUAGAAGAACAAUGACAUAUUUUUCUCUCGCUGAUUUACUCUUCAAGAGCGUCGGAAUGGUGUAGUUAACUCUGAAAGGGACCACAUCUUAACGCUUUUAAAGACAGACAAAUUGACGUAUUCUUCACAGAAUUCCUGAUCUGAGUAUAAAGGGAUGUUCAGCAAGCAAAAACAUUUGCGAACUAUGAAAUUCCAAGCAAAAUCAACACUGUUGAAAAUUACUCUCAGCAUCUGUCAUUUGCUCAUAUUAAACUCAAUCAUGUUUUUUUUUCAAAGUAGUCACUAAAAAGCCUGGAUUUCGACAAGAGUGAUUUUACUUUUGAGUUUUCCUUAUAAGCAGAUAAAACUACAUUUUUUUACAUAAUUUACUGGUUGAAAUAGAUAAAGAACAGCUAAGCAGAGGUCUCGAUGUUUUGGUUUAACAAAACAGCUUGCCUCUAUACUAAAAUGCUUAACUCGGAUGGCUCUUCAAAGUGACCAACUGUAUAGAUUUCUAUCUCAUGGUUAGCACCAUCAAGGUCGUUACUAACUUUACAACGUAAAUUAUACACAUCAACUACAAUGAACAUUAAAAUAUCGAGAAUAUCACUUCACCUGACUGAUCACCAUCUAGUUUGAUUUAAUUUGCUGCUUUUGCGCUUUACUUUGCAUUUUGAAGAUAGGUCUUCGAUUGCAGGGUUGUAAGUUCACCUUAUUUUCCGUAAGAUCGUCGAGAACGAAUAGUUUAUGGGCGGCCAUAGCUUGCUUUCAAAUGUACCGAGCCUAGCGUAGCUAAAGGGAGGAGUCAAACUAUAUUUAGGGGGUGGGGGACGCGACGCCCACCCCUCGUAACGGUAAGCUCUCGACCUCAAGGAAAAAAUAGUGAGCUAUAGGGCCAUUAUUUUCUUACUUUGUUUGAUCAGCAUCACAAGGCCUUGCACAUGUACAGUUUCUGCAUGAUUUUGCUGAUCACGAUCUAUUUUGGUCAAACGUCAAGAUUUUUGUUAUUUCAUGACAUCCCUGCUCCUCGGAACGGCUAAACUUCUUAGUCUCAACCAUUUUUUUCUGCUAAUAUUCUUAAUGACCAUUUCUCUUUUGUGGGAAAUAGGCUAGCUAGCACAAUUCCAACGCCACAACAACAUCUUAAUUACGCUAGUCAUUGCAAAGCACCGACUUCAUCUUUCUAUCCUUACCGGUAACGUCCGACGAAGUGAAAUUUCAAAUACUCUCCAUACCAAACAACAAGUCUUAUGGUCUUUAGUAAAAUCCAACUAGUGGUCUGUAUCAAUGCUGCGUUCUGAUUGGAUAAGCUACUACUAGGCUAUAUGUUAUAGCCUACUAGUAGCGAAGAGCGCCGGAUUUUUGGCGGCAAAAAGGGACUUACGUCUAGCUUUAACCAGCUAAAAGUUGUUUUGUAUCGAUAUUUUUGAGCAACUAGUUGAAUUUUACUAAAAAAAUUAUUCCUCUCGCGCCUCUGAGUCAAUAGCCCAUUCGGCCUUCGGCCUCAUGGGAUAUUGACUCAGAGCCCAUUCGAGAUCGAGGAAUAAUUGUUGAGUAUUCACCUCCCAUAAAAUUAUUAAAGUGUGCAAGUAGUAUCAUAGCUCCUAUUCAAUCGGAAAUAUCGAAUAUCUCAGUAACAUUAAGAAAAUAUCCUUCAAAACUUAAAUUGUCCAAAAUAACUCCAAUAUUCAAGAGUGGCGAAGAUAAUGAUGCGAAUAAACUACAGACCUAUAUUCUUAUCUAACUUUAACAGAAUUUUUGAAAAGAUCGUGUACAACAGAAUGAAAGAUUAUAUUGACAAACAUAAAUAUAUGUUAUUCACCGGCUGGGAGGUCCAUUUUCUUUGGGAGAAACUGUGCCCGAGGCCGUAGGCCGAGGGCAGUAUUUCAGACCGAGGGCACAGUUUCUCCCAAUACGGACCGACCUUUAAUUUUUUUUUCCUACUGAGAUUUGAAAGUUUCUGGAAAAUUUUCCUUCACUCUCCAACCUAUUUGUGUUGAAGUAGGACGCGUUUGUGUUGAUGAAGCGCGCGGUCGAUUGCAAACCAAAACAAAACAUUACAACAUGACUUUUAGCUCGGUAAUUUAUUUUAAGGCACUUACUGCUCUCUUUUGAAAUAAGGAAAGGUUUUUGUGUCUUGCUAGACAACUCAUAAUCUGAGUGUCAAACAAGAAUAAAAGAAUUGACGAGCUUGAUAUUAAAAGCCCCAGGGUGAAAAAAAUACAGCAAGGGUUAUCUUCGGCCGAAUAAUUCAAAAAUUGCUUUAAGAUUAUCAAUUGAGCGGGAUCAAAACUGUACAAAAGAGCUAAUUACACAUACCAGUUUUAAGGUUUUGAAUUGAAUUCGAAUAAAAGAAGGCGAUUUGAGUAACAAGUGAUAAACAAGGAAAUGAUAACGGCGAUAACCGACUGCUGGAAAAGUGAUUCGUGUUGUUUAUAUAAGAUUGAAAGCUAACACCAAUCAUUGAAAAUGGAAAACAGAACUACAAAAAUAUAAGAGCAAAAAUGUCCAAUAAACGGUGCAUAAAAGCAAGAUUGCGGUACUUACAGCGCGGUUAUAAAGAUAGUGAAGCGACAUCACGAGCCACCUGUUUUGCUUUACUUUAGCUGUUUUCCUGGCUGACUUGCUUGAUUCUCCCUUCAGAUUUUCUGUCUGAAUAAUAAAAUUCACUUUUCCCUAGCUAAUUCUAAUAAUAGCGCAAGUUUUGAAAGAAAAAUGGUUUGAAAAUGACGGUUUUUGCUCAUUCACAAACAACAAACAAUCUUGUGAAUGAAGCUGCCAAUGAUUCCGCCCGGGUUAGCGGGCAGGAUCGUAAAAUACCGUCCACUCUCGAAACCAAUCACAUCGCAGGAUUUAGAGGAUUCCGCCCGCUCGCAAGCUUGGGAGAAAAUAAUUUAUUGUAUUCCUCCCAGUAUGGCUUCCGUAACGGUCACUCGACUAGAGAUUGUAAACGCAAUACAAAGUAAUAUGAAUCAAGGUCUUUUCUCGUGUGGAGUCUUCAUAGACCUCAAGAAAGCUUUUGAUACUGUCGAUCAUAAUGUUUUGCUCGACAAACUUAAUCACUAUGGUUUUCGUAGAAUUAUUAAAGACUGGUUCUCCUCGUAUUUGAAUAAUCGUAUGCAAUCUACCCAAAUCGGACCAUACAUUUCAAACAAAGCUAACGUAAGCUGUGGUAUUCCCCAAGGAUCUGUCCUUGGCCCGUUGGUUUUUUAUUGUAUGUUAAUGACAUACAUUAAUGCUCGAAUAAACUUAAGUUUUAUCUCUUCGCAGAUGAUACUAAUAUCCUUCAUGCUGAUAAAAACUUAAAGUCCUUAGAAAAUAUGGUAAAUAUUGAAUUACGAAACCUCCACGAAUGGUUAACAUCCAAUAAGUUAACUCUCAAUACUACAAAAAGUAACUUUGUAAUCUUUCACCCUUAUCACAAAAGAGUCACUUACCAACCGAGCCUCUACAUGUUAGAUAACGAGAAAAAUGGAAAUGUAACUUUAGAGUCCAAAAAUUAUAUAAAAUAUCUUGUUGUGUUGGUUGAUAAAAACCUUACUUGGAAAUACGGCAAAAAUCAGUAGAACAAUUGGACUAAUUUCAAAACGUCGCACUCCAUACCUCGUCAUAUACUGUUAUAUAUUUACCAAACAUUAAUCCAUCUUCACCUAAACUAUGGUAUUGCUGCCUGGGGUCAGGCAUCCAAGACUUCCCUCAAUAAAAUUCUAAUUCUCCAGAAGAAAGUGCUCCGCAUGAUGUAUUUUACGUAUAUACGUGAACACGCAAUUCCUCUAUUUAUUCGACGCUGACAUAUUACCAGUUUCAUUUAUGUAUUAUAAAACUGUGGCUAGUCUAAUGCACGAUAUUAACAGCAACAAUUCGCCAACAAAUCUCUUCAAUUCAUUUGAAAAAACCUCAACAAUUCAUUCAUACCAUACAAGGUCAUCUACUUCAGGUAACUUUCACGUUAAAAGCUCAAAGCUGGAAAUACACAAAAACUCCUUGUCUCGUUUUGGUGUAAAACUUUGGAAUGAGAUACCUUGUCAUAUUAGAGAUCUUCCUAAAAAGAAAGUUUCGAAAGUGCUUCACAGAUUGCUUUGCGACAUCUUAAAAAGAGAACAUGACUAUAUUGAGACGUAAUUAAAAGUUGAAAAAGUUCGAUUAACAGUUAAGUGAAUUCUGUACAAAAGUAUUUGUUUUUUUCGCACUCCGUCAAUUCCUUUUUCGUCUCUCCUUAGUAGAUUUAAUGUAAUUAUAAUAGAAUUAUGAUAGAAAUAUUGUUUAUUGUAACAGUUAAGUGAUUUCUGUACAAAAGUAUUUGUUUUUUUUUCGCAGUCCGUCAAUUCCUUUUUCGUCUCUCCUUAGUAGAUUUAAUGUAAUUAUAAUAAAACUAUGAUAGAAAUAUUAUUUAUUGUAACUUAAAAUAGUUUCCUUCCUUUCCUUUCCUUUCACUUUAUUUUUCUUUUAACUGGUUCACCUGAUUAGUAAUGGCUAUUUCGCGUGCCAGCCUCUUGUAAUCAAUAUUUUUAUUAAAGAAAGUUAAAGUUCAAGGUGAAGUUGCCAUUAAUAUACCAAGUAAUGUGCACAACCCGUUUUAUUUCGACUGAGUGUAAGACUGACUACUUGUUUUCCAGACAAAUUCGGAAUCUGAAAAGACAGUAAGGUGGUAAUACUGUGAUCCAAAGUCCACGCUCGUCCGAGUACAGCAAGGUCCUUCCUCUCUGCGCAAAGUGUAUUUGAAAAUAAAUUGAAUCAAGAGAGGAUAAAAAGGACAGAGAAGGCAUCCCCCAUACACACCCUGUUCCAUAGGUAAUUCGUCUCGAGUUAUUUUUAGAAUUGGAAUAAAGUUACCUCGGGCGCUGCGUGGAUGUUUCGUGGAGGUUUCGCAUGACUAAACGCCGUGCAAAAGAUGUCGGGCGAAAGGCAAUGAAAGCGUAAAGAGAUCGAGAGCAUUCCUGAAUAUUGAAGUGAAAUGAAUCGGCGCUCGCCUGGGAAAAGGGAAUCGCUGGACUCUUUGUUCUCUUUGACAACCCGUGAAAUCAGUUUAACUCGAAGUUGUCGUACCCUCAGUGCUUUAAUAAAAUGAGAAAUUUCGCCGGUCUAUUGAAACCCGGUCGUUUGUAUAAUAAAGCAAGUAGGACGUCAAGUGUUAUUUUUGUUGAAUAAUAAAAGACAAAUAAAAGAAUAAAUAUCAAACCAGAAACUGCUCUCUUCAAACUGUAAAUUAUAAAUGAUCCUGAGAGAAUAUUCAGUGUGUUAAGGAUUUCCCUGCUGUACUGUUAGCUCUAUACAAGAGAGGAAGGGCGAUUCUUUUUUAAUUUCCGUUUCGCUGGCACAACUUUAGCAGAAAUCUCUCUUUAGUCGUUUUCGUCGACAAAACAAAUAGCAAUAUCACUGUCCGCGUCUUCAGCCAUUUUUUUCUCCGUCAAUUCGUGAAGGACGCGUGGCUCUGAGCGUGGGUCAUCCACGUGGAACACGUUCGUGCUAUGUGAUUGGCUGUUGUCUAAUCUCCCUUGGGAUCUAUGGUCUUAAAAAUAAGUCGAGACGAAUUACCUGUGGAAUAGGGUGUGUAUGGGGGAUGCCUUCUCUGUCCCCUUUAUCCUCUCUUGAAUUAAAUCUAUGAUGGCCUCGUUUUAAUUUGAAUGAAUAUAUAAUUUGUUUUAGUGCAAUAUGUUGCGUACAUUUACCACAAAGUAAAAGAAUGGCGCAAGAAUCCAAAGUGGUCAUUUUCAUGCUGCCUGGCCUUGCUAUUACCCCUAAGUGAUUUACAAGGAGAAAUAGUGGGAUUAACUGAGAGGAAUAUAUUGACACAGCAACUUCAAAGUGGCGGAAUCGAAAUGCCAACGAUUGCUAAUACUUUAAAGGAAAGCGGGGCAGUGGAGAUAACUCUUGAAGAUUAUGAUGUAGAACGCAAAGAAGAAGAAGAAGAGACUGCAAAUAAAUUCAGCGUUGCUCAAGGCCUCCUUUCACUAGCACAAGUAGGCAUCCAUAAGCUGCAACGGGGGACACAAGACACCAAACUG
This is a messenger RNA of Porites lobata, 7280 nucleotides long. The record is from the annotation of a GenBank genome assembly. NCBI's taxonomy places the organism in Eukaryota, Metazoa, Cnidaria, Anthozoa, Scleractinia, Poritidae.